GGCGACCCCACCUCCACUCCAACAACCACCAUGGACACUUCCGAGCCCAGCACAGCAAGGGGGGAGGAGGAGGAUGAGGGAAAUGCUAGUAAGGGUGCUGAGGCGGGGGGAGACACCCCGGAAUCCCUAGAUGCAUGCAGCCAGGAGCUCUUCUCGAGCCAGGAGGAAGGUAGCCAGUCAUGGCGGCCGGUGCUUGGGGAAGGACAAACACCAGAGGAGGUUUCUGGUGCAACCUUGAGAUCUCAGCCGCUGGUGUUAUCACUGGCCGACAGACUGAGAGCACUCAGGAAGAGGUCCCGUAAAAGCAAAGAAGACAUGCUGCAGGAAGUGAUGCAGCAGUCUGUGGAAGAGAAUCGAAAGGCACAGAAGUGGAGGGAGAGUGAAAGGAGGAUCCGCCAGAAGAAUGAGGAUUGCCAGCAGCAAAACGCGGUGCUCUGGCAGCAAAGCACGGAUUGGCUGAUCAGCAUAAUGGAGCGCCAAGCGGACUCUAUCCAGGCGCUCGUCACCAUGCAGGCAGAGCACAACUACGCUCGCCGCCCCCUGCAGCCCUUGUCCCAAAACUCUUUCCCUUGUGCCCCCAUGUCCCCUCCAACUCACUUUGCCCCACAUCUGGGUUCUUACUGCUCCCAGCUGCCUCCUACACCCCUAGCUUCACCAUCCACCCAUGAAAACUACGACCCUUAUCCACUGCACUCAACCCCCCGCAGCAGGCCUUACAGCCAUCCUGAAGUGCAGCACUCAGUGCACAGCACUCCAGACAGGAUUCCAGAGUAUGAAAUCAGGACAUAUUCAAGUCUGUGGGUGAACCGGUCCCCACCCUACCCCCUUGCCAUUGUGGUAUUGCUGUGUUACUUUGUUUUUAUUUCAAGAAAUGAAUUUUCUUUUCAAUAAAUGGAGUUUUUCACUUUGAAAACAUACUUUAUUAGUGCAUAAAGCAAAAUAUACUUUAGCCCAGGAAAGCAACAAGCACUACAAUUCAGUGUACAAAACACAGCCACUGCACUUAACUCCCGUGCAGAGCAAC
Chelonia mydas (Green sea turtle) is the source of this 1024-nucleotide messenger RNA. RefSeq lists its product as uncharacterized. The transcript has 2 exons. Bases 31 to 891 code for a protein of 286 amino acids. The record is from RefSeq and is a predicted model, not a curated record. Lineage: Eukaryota; Metazoa; Chordata; Testudines; Cheloniidae.